Messenger RNA from Schistocerca americana (American grasshopper), 1500 nucleotides. RefSeq lists its product as uncharacterized. The coding region runs from base 107 to 1267 and encodes 386 amino acids. NCBI's taxonomy places the organism in Eukaryota, Metazoa, Arthropoda, Insecta, Orthoptera, Acrididae. The record is from RefSeq and is a predicted model, not a curated record. The transcript has 11 exons.
GUUUGUUUUGGGGUUAUUGCGUGGUAUUAUGUGGAGGGACGUGUUUGUUAUUGGUUACAAACAAAUUAAUAAUAAUAGUGUGUUAACGGGAUUACUGUGAUCAAUCAUGCACGAUUUGAAUUCAAAAAAUGUUACAGAAGAUCCUAUAAAGAUACCUGGCCAGUCAGAUGAAGUUGUACCACUUACAUCGGUCCAGACAUUUGUCAAAGAAGAGCAGUUUAUAAAUGACCAAGUAGAUGAAGCAGCCAUACUCUCACCGGUCCAGAUAUUCCUCAAAGAAGAGGAAGGUAUACGCGACCAAUUAGAGGAAGUAGUGCCUCUCUCACCGGUCCAGGUAUUUCUCAAAGAAGAAGAGAGUGCGUAUUGUAAGGCAGAAGAGCCUGUGCUGGUUUCACUUGUCCCAGUGCUUCCCAAAGAAGAACACGUGGUUGAUGAAUCGCCGGAGGACUUUGAAGAGGGCAGUGGUCCAUUGGUAAUAAAUCUGGAAAAUUCUUCAUCAGAGGACUGGAGUAACCAUAGCGAUCCACUGGCGAUAGAACAAACUGUGGCAAAUGCAUCGUAUGUCGAAUAUGUGGAAUCCAGCGAACCCGUCCUCGUGGACUUGGGAGCAACUUCCUCAGAAGGCUCUUCGCACCCUUUACGAAUCGCACGAGAGCCCACGAGCGGUGUCGAUAGCGGAGAGCUCUACAAUGUGACGGGGAGUGACGAAGUGGUGCAAAUUUCCGAGAAUGACAAAGCUGCCCCUGACGGGGACACCGACGACGAAUGUGUGGAGAUAACGGAUGUGUCACGUGUGCCGACAAAGAGCUUCCAGUGCGGGUAUUGCAGCCAGUGGUUCCCUACUGAGGGCCAGAUGCAGAUGCACACCCUGACACACACAGGCCGUACCACAAUCUGGCGUGAGGUGCGGGAGGCGAAACAGGUGAAACUCAAACCGAAGCCCGUCUGGACACUGAGGGCACAGCACACCUGCGGAGACUGUGGCGAGGCGUUCGACCGGUUGGAGCACCUCAUGCGGCAUCGCCUCGGCCACAUACGGGCUGCGCUCAGGAAACCAUUCAGCGUGCCGAAACUGUUCGGUGUGCCGAAACCGUCUGGUGUGCCACAACCGCAGCCGCAAGUAUCGGCGACUCCUGAUUCCCGCCACACAGUUGCAGCCGUUUCGACGAGGACGUCGCCAAAGAGAAGUCCUCAGCGAGCUGUGGCAACAUCUCAGUCGAAGAGGUGGGCGCGAAGGAAGAAAACACGCCGUCGGAGGAUUUCAUGAUUGCAGUAGAGGUAGCGAGAUGUGGAACACACGACCAAGGCCGCUGAGCAGGUGUUUUUAUGCACUAAGUCUUAUUUGAGGUGUUAGUCAGCAAUAGCUGACUAACGGACAGAAAAGUUGUUUUGUACAGAAAUAAACAUCAGAAAAUAUUUUAUGAUUACUUCAUUUGUGUUACUGAUUUCAGUGUAACAAUUUAAAGUGGUGAGAAAAAUAUAAAUACUUUUCAAGUCUGA